Molecule: messenger RNA, 828 nt
Organism: Thlaspi arvense
Lineage: Eukaryota; Viridiplantae; Streptophyta; Magnoliopsida; Brassicales; Brassicaceae
Source: the annotation of a GenBank genome assembly
AUGGAUGCAAAGGAAAAUGAUAAGGCUAGUGCGAUACGUUCUAAACAUUCGGUCACGGAGCAGCGGAGAAGAAGCAAAAUCAAUGAAAGAACUCUUGUCAGAUUUCAGAUAUUGAGAGAGCUAAUUCCCAACAGUGAACAGAAGAGAGAUACCGCUUCUUUUCUUUUAGAGGUGCAAAAGUAUGAAGGAUCAUAUCCAGGAUGGAGUCAAGAACCAACUAAGUUGACACCAUGGAGGAAUAAUCACUGGCGAGUUCAGAGUUUAACGAACCAUCCAGUAGCUGUAAAUAAUGUAUCUGGUCCAGUGAUACCAUUUCCUGGAAAGUUUGAAGAAAACACAGUGGUCCCCGCACCUGCAAUCGUUGCGGAGAUGCAAAACCCGGAUGAAUCUGACAAAGGAAGAGCUGUGAUUUGCAAACCAAUAGACAUUCAACCUGAGUUAGACGACAAGGGAUUGCCUCCUGUACAACCAAUCCUUCCAUUGGUACACGGUGUAGAAGCAAAUAAUGAAUGUCCUGCAACAAGUGAUGCGCUGUGUCAUAGUAAUGACAUGGUCAUUGAAGGUGGAACCAUUAGCAUCUCUACUGUCUACUCUCAUGAGUUACUGAGCUCGCUAGCACAAGCACUCCAGAACGCAGGCAUUGAUCUGUCGCAUGCUAAACUCUCUGUGCAGAUCGAUCUUGGGAAGCGAGCCAGUCAAGGACUAACUCAUGACGAUCCAUCCAAUAAGAAUCCACUAUCAUCUGAUAUUGAAGGCGCUACACAAGCAAGGGAUCCAGGCGUUGAGGAAGAAUCUGAACAUUCUCAUAAGCGGAUUAAAACACUGUGA